Molecule: messenger RNA, 2878 nt
Organism: Linepithema humile (Argentine ant)
Lineage: Eukaryota; Metazoa; Arthropoda; Insecta; Hymenoptera; Formicidae
Source: RefSeq, a predicted model, not a curated record
CGAGGUUCUGCCUGUCCCGGAUUGUGGUAUACGCGCCGACACACUAGACCGGCAGGGAAACUAAGGGAAAAUCCUCGUCUAUCGUUCACAUAUCGUUGAAUAAUUAUGUACAAAACGGUGCGGAAAGGCGAUGCAAGCUUGCAGUACACGAUACUGCCACAGACGGAUCAGUUCUCGUCCGGCGGAUUCCCGCAGACAUCCGGUAAACCCCGGCCGAGGAUCAUCAAGUAUACGAUGGGCACUGUGAUGGUACUGAUCAUACUGUCUUGCGUGGCCACGCCAUUCCUGAUGAAUCAGAACGAUCACAACCUCUUCGCCAGCACGAUGCUGGCGAUGAGCCGAGUCGAGCCAGUAAGGAACACGUCAAGAAGCCAAACGAAGGACGUUGGUGUGAGUAAGAACAGAGGAAGGAUCCCUAUUACAACGGUGUCGACGACCGAGGUCACCAGGAGGAAGGACCUCGAGGAUACUACAACUUCCUUCAGCGGAAUUCUGCGGGAGGAAGAGGAGGAAGCGGUGGUCGACGACGCCACGUUAGCAGACAUACCAAAAAUCACCACGCAAGCGAUCACCAGCGUAGAAACGUCGAGCGUCCGUCAAACGACGAUUUCCGCUUCACCGCCGACAACAAGCAUUUCGGCGUCGUCGACGCAACCAAAGAUAUCCUCGAGCGAUACGACCACAGAAGACACAAAGACAGUGAGCACACCUAAGAAGCCAAAGAUGCCGAGGGUGACCCUGAAACUGCGAGAGAACGAAACCAUACCACAAAUGUACAUGAAAGCGGGCAUAGCCUCCUACAAGAAGGGCAACAUCACCACCAGCGUCCUCGCGCCACGCUUGAGUCUUGAGGGCUUGAUAUUUAAAACGCCCGAAGGCACGAUAAAACCCUGGCCCCAGAAGUGGUUCUUCAGCGAUCCCUCAGCCGACUUCCAGUGGAAGGGCUCGACUCAAAUGCCGGUAACAAUUUACAUCGUCCUCGCCGGACUGGCCGCCCUGGCGAGCAUCAGCAUCGUCUUGAUGUUUUAUGUGCAACGUAAAGCAUCAAGACGUCAACGGCCGAACAUCGAGGAGCCGGAAGUCGAAGAGCACGAGGAGGACAAGUCAACCCUAUUAGGUGCGGAGAGUCAAGAAACCGAGGAAAAAGAGGAAUAAUCUUGGCGACGAGCACAACAACGCACAAUAGCGCGCGUAAGACUUGCCUAUUUUUACAACACACAUCAGUUAGGUUUAGGGUCUUCCACGUCGAAGAAACGAAAGUCGAGAACGCGGACGAGGUGCGAGAAGGAUUUUUUUACGACUGCAGCCGGCUAACUAGAGAAAAUCAACGCACCGACUCUCGCCUGAGUUAAGAACCUGCACGAAAUUUGUUUCUCGCGAGGUUGCUCGCUGUGUUGUACACCGCAAAUUUAUCUUCGCGAAUUUUUAAACAAGGGGGGGUUUUUCCGUAAAAGCAAAAACAAUCCUUUUUAGCGUUGCGAUCUUAUUUAGAAGUCCGAUUUACAUGUUUGUUAAUGAAUUAGCGAUGGACCAGUUAAGUUUGUUGCAACUGUAAUAUAGCUCGAUCAACGGUGUGAUUAUAAUGAGAAUAAUGAGGGAAUCUUGCGAUAGUCGAGUCUAUCGUAAAAAGAGUUGCGCAAAAGUUCUGUUAUUUAUUAUAUAAGCUUGCGAUUAGAUACGGCUGGUUUUAAAAACCCGCCAUGACGGACGCACAAUUGUGCCCGAAGACAAACUACACAUAUGCAGAGGAAAAAUAUGUACCUCACUGGCAAGUUAAGGAGACCAAAAUUUGUAAAUCUUUUCAAAAAAGCAGUAACUAGAACGCUUUUACUAUUUCUAAAAAAAUUUUUUUUUAAAUUUAUUUGCAGAAGUCGAAAAAUCGGGAUUCAAUGAUAUUUAAAAGAAGUUGUCUACAAAAUUCUGGUUAGUGAAAUAACAAAUAAAAUUUGAGAUAAUUUUAUAUAAUAAUUAGAGAUCGCAUUCAUAUACUGCCGAAAGGUAGGUUUUAAAAUUAGAUAAUGAUCUGAGGAUCUAGAAAAAAAAACAAUUUUAUGCAAAAUAUACGCAGCAGUAUAGAAAACCGCAAAGCCUUGAAGCUUUUACGCGUCUUAGAUUAUCAGUAAACAACUUUAGGAGCUGAAAAAGGUCUCCUUAAUUCGGCUAUUUGUACUUGCUAAACUUUCUAUAAUGUACACAAUAUACGUAUGUAUAUGAUUAUAAGAUAUUAUAUAUACGUGUGUGUCAUCGACUUUUCUAGCGAAUCUCGAAAAAGCAACGUGCUUUCUGACUUUCUGACGCCAGUCGAAUUCUAUCUGCGUACAAAAGUAGCCGUACUGCCAGAGCUACAAUGGAGGGCCAGCUUUCCAACCCCGUUUAAUUAAAAGUGAUGUUUGACGAUGUGCUAUCAGGUGUAUCGUUUAAUCGAUAACCGUGCGCCGUUCACUUGACGAUAUCUGUGUCGUACGGAGAAACGUAAUACCAUAUUUUGCAAAAUAUUUCGGACAGAUUGACGAUAUCGCAUCGGAAAUACAUACGUGACUCAUAUUAAAUUAACUCAUUCCAUCUGCGCGGUAGCGAAGUUUAAUUAGCGAUAGCUCCAUCAAUGUGCCGUUUCACUAAUAUAUGAAAUUAUUUGCUAUGCGGGAACGUAGUCAUUUUAUAUAAUUGUCUACUAUCCACAAGAAAUUAAACAAAUCGUAUUUUCUCCCAAAUCGAGAUAUAUCAUAUUCAUUAGUAACAUCAUGAGAAGAGUAGAAGAGUCAUAAGAGAAUUAUGUACUUAAAAAUAUAAGCAAAAGUUUCAAACAUGAAAAUAUUCAUUUUACAAGUACUUAAUUUAAAUAUCUCAAAAUAUACAAAUGAUCUGAUGUUUUGUUUUG